Messenger RNA from Sphaerodactylus townsendi, 6647 nucleotides. RefSeq names its product Rho associated coiled-coil containing protein kinase 2 (gene ROCK2). Bases 1 to 4296 code for a protein of 1431 amino acids. The transcript has 33 exons. NCBI's taxonomy places the organism in Eukaryota, Metazoa, Chordata, Lepidosauria, Squamata, Sphaerodactylidae. Gene Ontology annotation, molecular function: Rho-dependent protein serine/threonine kinase activity; small GTPase binding; ATP binding. Gene Ontology annotation, biological process: regulation of cell junction assembly; embryonic morphogenesis; smooth muscle contraction. Gene Ontology annotation, cellular component: cytoplasm; cytoskeleton. The record is from RefSeq and is a predicted model, not a curated record.
AUGAACCAUCAGCCGCCGCCACCGCUGCAGCAGCAGCAGCAGCAGCAGGCGGGGAAAAUGUCCGCUCCGCCGCCGCCGGAGCCCGGCGAAGGCUUCAUCACGGGGCGCCAAAGGAAGCUGGAGUCGAUGAUCCGGGAUCCCCGAUCUCCGGUCAAUGUGGAAAGUUUGCUGGAUGGUCUGAAUUCUUUGGUUCUUGAUCUGGAUUAUCCAGCACUGAGGAAAAAUAAGAACAUAGAUAACUUCCUAAAUAGAUUUGAGAAAAUUGUGGAAAAAAUUCGAGCUUUGCAAAUGAAGGCUGAAGAUUAUGAUGUUGUUAAAGUGAUUGGAAGAGGAGCCUUUGGAGAAGUACAGCUGGUUCGCCAUAAAACAUCACAGAAGGUUUAUGCAAUGAAACUUCUUAGUAAAUUUGAAAUGAUCAAAAGAUCAGAUUCGGCCUUUUUCUGGGAAGAGAGGGACAUAAUGGCCUUUGCCAACAGUCCGUGGGUAGUUCAGCUUUUUUGUGCCUUUCAAGAUGACCGAUACUUGUAUAUGGUAAUGGAGUACAUGCCUGGUGGAGAUCUUGUGAAUCUUAUGAGCAAUUACGAUGUGCCUGAAAAGUGGGCCAAAUUUUAUACAGCGGAAGUUGUCCUAGCUCUCAAUGCAAUUCACUCCCUAGGAUUAAUACAUAGAGAUGUGAAACCUGACAACAUGCUUUUGGAUAAAUAUGGACAUUUGAAGCUGGCAGAUUUUGGCACUUGUAUGAAAAUGGAUGAAACAGGUAUGGUGCGUUGUGAUACGGCAGUUGGAACACCUGACUACAUAUCACCUGAAGUAUUGAAGUCACAAGGAGGUGAUGGUUAUUAUGGACGGGAAUGUGACUGGUGGUCUGUAGGAGUUUUUCUGUUUGAGAUGCUAGUUGGGGAUACUCCAUUUUAUGCUGACUCAUUGGUGGGGACAUACAGUAAAAUCAUGGAUCACAAGAACUCAUUACAUUUCCCAGAUGAUGUAGAAAUCUCUAAACAUGCAAAGGACCUUAUAUGUGCCUUUUUAACAGACAGGGAUGUGCGUCUUGGAAGGAACGGAGUAGAAGAAAUUAAAAACCAUCUGUUCUUUAAGAACGAUCAAUGGAAUUGGGAUAAUAUACGAGAGACUGCCGCACCAGUUGUCCCUGAGCUCAGUAGUGAUAUAGAUAGCAGCAAUUUUGAUGACAUUGAAGACGAUAGAGGAGAUGUCGAAACAUUUCCAAUCCCCAAAGCCUUUGUUGGAAAUCAGCUGCCUUUUAUAGGAUUUACCUACUACAGAGAGAACUUGUUGCUAAGUGACUCGUCUCAACCUUGUAGGGAAAAUGAAUCCUGUAGGAAAAAUGAGUUUGCACAAUUUCAGAAAAAACUAAGCAAGUUAGAAGAUCAGCUUCGUAAUGAAGUACAACUCAAAGAUGAGCUGGAACAGAAAUGCAGAGCUAUUAAUAAUCGCCUGGAGAAGAUAAUGAAGGAAUUGGAUGAAGAGAUAACCUCAAGAAAGAACGUAGAGUCUGCACUGAGACAGUUGGAAAGGGAAAAAGCUCUUCUCCAGCAUAAGAAUGCAGAAUACCAGAGGAAAGCUGAACACGAAGCGGAUAAAAAACGGAAUCUGGAAAAUGACGUUAACAGUUUGAAAGAUCAGCUUGAAGAUUUGAAAAGGCGGAACCAGAACUCUCAGAUAUCAAAUGAAAAAAUCAGCCAGCUGCAGAGACAGCUGGAUGAAGCCAAUGCCUUACUGCGUACGGAAUCUGAUACGACCGCCAGGUUCAGGAAGAACCAGACGGAGAGUACGAAGCAGAUUCAGCAGCUGGAAGCUAAUAACAGAGAUUUGCAAGAUAAAAACUGUGCGCUGGAAAAUGCUAAACUCAAACUAGAGAAGGACUUUCUGAACCUGCAGUCUGCACUAGAAUCUGAAAGGAGAGAUCGAACUCAUGGGUCUGAGAUUAUCAGUGAUCUUCAGGGCCGAAUAGCUAGUUUGGAAGAAGAAGUAAAAAAUGGGAGAAAUUUAUUAGCUAAAACCGAGACAGAGAAAAGACAAUUACAGGAAAGAUUCACAGAUCUGGAAAAGGAGAAGAACAACAUGGAAAUAGAUAUGACAUACAAGCUCAAAGUCUUGCAGCAGAACGUGGAACAAGAAGAAGCGGAACAUAAGGCGACAAAAGCCCGGCUAGCUGACAAAAAUAAAAUCUAUGAGUCUAUUGAAGAAGCAAAGUCUGAAGCCAUGAAAGAAAUGGAAAAGAAGCUCUCAGAGGAAAGAAUUUCAAAGCAAAAAGUAGAAAACUGCUUGCUAGAAGUUGAGAAACGGUGCUCCAUGUUGGACUGUGAUCUAAAACAAUCUCAACAGAAAAUAAACGAGCUACUUAAGCAAAAAGAUAAGUUGAAUGAGGAUGUGAAAAACUUGACAUUGAAAAUAGAGCAGGAAACGCAAAAGCGCUGCCUCACCCAGAAUGACCUCAAGAUGCAGACGCAACAAGUCAACGCACUGAAAAUGUCAGAGAAGCAGCUAAAACAGGAGAAUAAUCAUCUUGCUGAAGUCAAACUGAGUUUAGAAAAACAAAAUAAUGAACUCCGCAAGGAACGCCAGGAUGCUGACGGACAAAUGAAGGAACUUCAAGACCAGCUUGAAGCUGAACAAUAUUUUUCAACUUUAUACAAGACACAAGUUCGGGAGCUUAAAGAAGAAUGUGAAGAAAAGACAAAACUUUGCAAAGAAUUGCAGCAAAAGAUACAAGAAUUGCAAGACGAAAGGGAUUCCUUGGCGGCGCAACUUGAGAUCACUUUAACCAAAGCAGAUUCAGAACAGUUGGCUCGCUCCAUUGCUGAAGAACAGUACUCAGAUUUGGAAAAAGAGAAGAUCAUGAAAGAGCUGGAGAUUAAAGAAAUGAUGGCUAGGCACAAACAGGAACUUGUUGAGAAAGACGCCACAAUAGCAUCUUUGGAAGAAGCAAAUAGGACGCUCACCAGUGAUGUGGCUAACCUUGCAAAUGAGAAAGAAGAGAUGAACAAUAAACUUAAAGAAAUCCAUGAACAAAUUGCCAGAGUGAAAGAUGAGGAAACAAGUAUAGGACUUAUUAAGACUCAGUAUGAGAAACAGUUGUUUACUGAAAGAACGCUGAAGACACAGGCGGUGAACAAGUUAGCUGAAAUUAUGAAUCGCAAGGAUCCUGUCAAGCGAGGUGCCGACAACGAUGUCAGAAGGAAAGAAAAAGAGAACAGGAAGCUGCAUAUGGAGUUGAAGUCUGAGCGAGAAAAAUUAACCCAGAUGAUGAUCAAGUAUCAGAAGGAGAUUAAUGAAAUGCAAGCACAAAUAGCAGAUGAGAGCCAGGUAAGAAUAGAACUGCAAAUGGCCCUGGACAGCAAGGAUAGCGAUAUUGAACAGCUGCGCUCACAGCUUCAGAUGAUACACAUUGGUCUGGACAGCACCAGUAUAGGCAGUGGCCCUGGAGAUGCAGAAGCCGAUGAUGGGUUCCCUGAGUCACGAUUGGAAGGUUGGCUCUCUUUGCCUGUCCGAAACAACACUAAGAAAUUUGGAUGGGUUAAAAAGUACGUAGUUGUCAGCAGCAAGAAGAUCCUCUUCUAUGACAGUGAGCAAGAUAAAGAGCAGUCAAACCCUUACAUGGUGUUAGACAUAGAUAAAUUAUUCCAUGUCCGGCCAGUCACACAAACGGAUGUAUACAGAGCAGAUUCCAAAGAGAUUCCAAGGAUUUUCCAGAUCCUGUAUGCUAAUGAAGGAGAAAGCAAAAAGGAGCAAGAGUUUCCUGUAGAGCCAAUGGGGGAGAAAAAUUAUAUUUGUCACAAAGGACACGAGUUCAUACCUACUCUCUAUCACUUCCCAACCAAUUGUGAAGCUUGUAUGAAGCCACUGUGGCACAUGUUUAAACCUCCUCCUGCUUUAGAAUGCCGACGCUGCCAUAUCAAAUGUCAUAAAGAUCAUAUGGAUAAAAAAGAAGAGAUUAUAGCACCUUGCAAAGUAAAUUAUGACGUUUCAACGGCAAAAAAUCUACUACUGUUAGCCAAUUCUACAGAGGAGCAGCAGAAAUGGGUGAGCCGUCUAGUCAAAAAGAUUCCCAAAAAGCCUCCAGCACCAGAUCCUUUUGCACGAUCUUCUCCAAGAACUUCCAUGAAGGUACAGCCAAACCAGUCUAUCAGACGGCCAAGUCGACAGCUUCCUCCAAACAAACCGAGAUUGCUUGAUUUGGCAUUUAAAGACUGGGAUUGGUCUUUUGAUGAUGUUGAUGAUGUAGUUGUUGAUGAUGAUGAGGAUGAUGAUGAUGAUAACGAUGUGUUUGAUUUCUGAAGAGGAAAAUGGGCUAACUGCCUUCUAUAAACGCAGUCACUGUUGAAGGUGAUUUUCUUCCCAUUGAAAGAAGACUGAAAUACUGUAUCCCAAAACUAAUGAAAUAUCUAUAUAUCUAUAUAGAUAGAUAUAUUCCUGAAAGACAGCUAUACAUAAAUCUAUAGCAGAGGUUUACAGGGAAGAUUUUUUUUUUGCUGCAAUACAAUUUACUAAUAAUUCUUGAAGGCUUUUUUUUAAAAAUGUAAUUCCUUUGGAAGACUGAUUGCAUUAGGAAUGAGCUGUAACUGAACAAAGAUUCUCUUAAAUCCUGCUGUUCUGUUUUUCUUGGAAAAACUCACACUACAUUUCACAAAAAUAUUAGGAAGUUCAGGAAUAUAAGAAGAAUCCAUUUCUUGUCCAGCUGCAGUAGAGUAAUGCCACCAGCAGGGGCGCCAGAAGAAGGGGAUGGGGUGGGAGAGACGUUUCUGUCACAUUGAUGACUGCAUCCUAAAGAAGUGACCAUAUACUGUGUGUGUGUGUGUUUGUGCAUGUGUAUAUAUGUAUAUUGUACUGUAAUGCUGCAAGAAGUUUUUUAAAAAAAACUGUCCACUUUAUUUUUAUACAUAUUCAUCAUAUACCAUUCACUGCAGUUGCAACUAUGCACUUGUAUAAAGCCAUAUUUUUGACGUUCAUAUCAUUAAUACAUGUAUAUUGAAAGCUGCAUGUCUGCACUCAGCAGGUUAAGUAUAAGAGAUCCAAGCAGAUGCUCAUUUCAUUUUUUUUUUUUUAGUGAGCAGCCCUGUUUUACUGGUUUUUGAAAUGCCUUAAAUUAAUUUUGUUCCCUUUAAAGUAUAUGCCCUUUCUAGAUAUUUAAGAGAGAGAAAAAAUUAGAGGUUUACCAGCUCUUAGAAUGCAAUUUUGCUUUGUUACAGAAAAAUAUAGUGCACUAUGUUUACAUAUAAUAGUUUAUAUCAGUGUCAUUUUAUUCUGAAUGUAUAUUGAAAGGUUUGGAAGGGGGUGUGUGUCAAAUACUGAUUUUCAGAAAUAAUGAACUGGUAGCAUCAGCACUAAUAUAUAGCUUUCAUACAUAAGCAUAGCUUUUCCAUCGAACCCUUUUUACAGAUGUCAAUUUAACCGUUGCCUUUAUAUACCCCUAACUAAGUGCUACAAAUCUUCAUUCUGCCUCCUCUCCCCCCAAUUCUAUCUUUUGCCUCCCCUCCCCCCGCAAUUCAAGGCGUUUUUAUUUCUGUUUUUACAUUCUUACCACACCAUAUCUAAGGACUGUCACUUAAUGACUAAAACAUACUACAGAUGCAUUUUAUUUUUAAAUCCUGUCCUCUUAGCUCAUGCCUGUGGGAAUAGGAAAAUAAUUUCAGUUGUGUGUUUUCGAGAACAUCGCUGGGAGGAAAAGGCCUUGGAGGCGCUUAAAUCUUAAUUUUUAGAAAAUUAUGUAUAAAAUAUAAUUUGUAAGCUCAUUUUUGCCAUGUCCAUAAUUCAUCCCUGAAAAGUGCAUGUUUUAAACAACUACAGUAUGCUAUGUUAAACAUGUUUGCAGUAAAAGACAGGUUUGUAGCCUCCUCCCCAGUCUCUUUAUUAAUGUAUACAUAUAUAUGCAUAUGUUGUAUGUGCUAGUAAUGAAAUAUAGAAUUUCAAUGAAGGAAAUAAGACAUUUCACUAGAUUUGUGUUCUCUAGUAAUAGAAAUUAGGUAUUUGGGAGGGAACCAGGAAUUGUGUAACAUCACAGCUACAAAAAUGAGACUUGGGCUCUCACUAGAAUCUUGUAGGGAACAGUUCACCAACCUUGAGGGGGUUUUUUUGCAAUUCCCAUUUGCUUCAGUGAGGCUUUUGCAGAAGGAAGAUAACAAGAAGUUUAAUUUCACAACAUGCUGGGAUUCAUUCCUAGGCUUAACCCCUAUUGAAAUUAAUUGGAACUGAGAGAAGAUCGCGGCAGGUGAAUCAGUGAGCACCUUUUCCCCACUAAUACACAGACACUUACCAACUGUAUAGUCAAUUAUAUAAUUUAUGCACAUAUUUUUUUCUUUAAAAAGCUGUGCAUCCCAUAAUUUAAACUAUACUUUUUAUCAUUUCAGUUACCCUUGAAGCCCCAAUGUGCACCAAAGGAUUGCUUUAUCAUAUUGCCUGUUUGCUUUGAACAGCCAGAGUACAGCAUAUUUUAAGAAAUGCAUAUUUUUGCAUACCAAACCUGUUUUCAAGUAUGUGUACAAUAAAAACUGUUUCCAUUCACUGAAGGCAUACAUGUUUUAUAUAUAAAUUGUUAAAAUUGUGGGAAGUUCUGAAUUGGAAAAAAAAUAUCUAUAUAUAUAUUUUUAAAUAAACUUAUUUGAAUAAGAUAAAAGCAUUUCUGAUGUUGA